Molecule: messenger RNA, 2670 nt
Organism: Fukomys damarensis (Damara mole-rat)
Lineage: Eukaryota; Metazoa; Chordata; Mammalia; Rodentia; Bathyergidae
Gene: Ccdc42
Product: coiled-coil domain containing 42
Exons: 7
Coding region: 921-1874 (317 amino acids)
Biological process (GO): spermatid development
Source: RefSeq, a predicted model, not a curated record
GCUGAGGGACCGAGGCCGGCAGUCAUCACAAUAAACGCUUUAGAUAGGGGACAUUUUCGUGUCUGUGUCUUGGCAUUGCUUCUGUUUCCUUCUUUUUCUUUCCCUCUCAUUCUCUCUUUUUCCUUUUCUCUGUUUUCUAUCCGUUCGAUCUUCCUCUCUCCCUCUCUUUCUCCCCCCCUUCCAUCGCAAAACCGGACCCAGCCCCCUGGAGCUGCCCACCCUGCCUGGGCCUCCUCCCUGUGCCCCAUGGCGUCUCCUCCUUCGCCCUCCGCACACGUACACCUCUACCCGCCUUCUCCUCCCACAGGCCCCACACAUCUCGCUCCACAUAACCUCCGCACCCUCGGCCAAGCGCCUUCUUUCCUCCUUUCUUAGCCACCUUGGCCAUCUGUCGGUGGGUCUUACACCUCUGCACCCGGAGGGGAGCCGCCCUCCCCAGGAGCCUGGCUUUGUACUCCACUUCGCCCCUCUGCCAAAUCGCCCUUCUCUGCGGGACACCCAGCCCUUCCUGAGCACCAGGGCAACAAGUAUGUAAUCUGUCCUAGCUUCCUGUGGAGUUCCAGAAACGCGAGGGCAGAAACAGAGUGCUAGACCCCAGCAAGAGCGGGAUGAUUGGGAGCAGAGGUCAGAGGGCAAAGCGCAGGUUCCAGUGGUCCACAGAACUAAGCAACCUGUUGCUAGGUAACCAGAUCUCCCAUCACCACCCCAACACAUGGUCCUGAGCUGCCCACCCUGGGCCUCUAGCUGGCUUCUGCUAAGUCUCUCAAACACCUGCCCUCUGUGAGACUCUGAACGCAAAAGGAGAGGAGAGCCAGAGCCCAGCCACCACCCCUGAGCACCCCUCCCCUCCCCCGGUGGCUCGGUCACCUUACUGUUUCACUGUGAAGACUUGCCGCCUGGGCAGUUAGGUCACCACCACCAUGAGUCUGGGCAUCAUGGAAGAGGAAGACCUGGCUGAGUACUUCCGGCUGCAGUAUGGGGAGCGGCUGCUGCACCUGCUACAGAAGUUCCCCACUGUGGAUGAGCAGUCAGAAUCGCCAUCCAUCCGGCUCCUAGAGAAGAAGAAGGAGGCUGUAAUCAUACAUCAGGCUAUGGAACAAAAGAAGGAGACAUUUAAGCGCAGAAUGGAAACCCUGAAGCUGCGCUGGGAGGAAUUGGCCAUCAAGGAAGAGCAGCUGAAGGCCCACAUCCAGAAGUUUGAGCAAUUCAUCCAGGAGAAUGACCAGAAGCGAAUCCGUGCCCUAAAGAAAGCCAAUAAGGAGCGGGAACUCAAGAGGCAUCACCUGCGGGAGCUGGCCAAGGCCAAGGAGGAUAUGGCGGCCCUGCGGCUGGAGCAUCAGCGGCUGAACAACAAGCUGCAGGACUAUUCUAUCUUCAACAAGUACCUGGAGAAGGUGGUGGAGAACUCUGAGUUUGAGGAGAUCCAUGAGGUGAUCGGGCGCUACAAGACACUGGUGAGCAUGCACCACGACCUCAUGCAGUCAGCACAGGAGGGCCAGGAGAAGAUCGAGCGCGCAAAGGCACGGCUGGCUCACUACAUGGAGGAGAAGGACGAUGAGAUCCUCCAGCACAACAACGAGCUGGCGAGGCUGCAGAUGCGCUUUGACCGCGCCCGCAGUGACGUCAUCAUCUGGGAGUCCCGCUGGGCACACAUCCAGAACACUGCCGCUAAGAAGACUCUCUUGCUGGGCACCAUUAAGAUGGCCACCCUGAACCUCUUCCAGGUCGUUACCAAGCAGCUGAAGGAGGCCACCCAGGUGCCCCUGGAGGACACCCACAAACAGCUGGACAUGAUCCAGCAGUUUAUCCAAGACCUAUCGGACAUCUGGGCAGAAGUAAAAAGGAAGGACCAGCAACCACAAGUCAGGGUGUAAGGAGGCAGCAUGGUUCCAGAAUGUUCUGAGACAGACUCUAUGAGCGAGAAAGUUCCCAGUGAGCUUGCAAUCCAGCCAGCUGAGGUCAGUGGAUGAGGACCUUGUUUGGCUUUCUACUGGCUAACACCUUGUCACCCACCCCCAGGCCUCAGCCCAUCCCAGCCCCAAAGAUAUUAAAUAAUAUAAGGAGUUUGUUCCAAAAUUCUCUCUCCUUUUAGUAGUUUGUUCAUGAGGGAAAGAAUCGAUGAGGGGAGAGCCCCACAUUCACUGCCUCUCAAAGCUCCUCACUUAGGCCUCCACUGAACUAGAAACUGUGACUUAGGUCUAGUGUCUCCUGUCGGACUCAAACAGAGUAAGCCUUUGAGUGGGUGACAGACCAGCCGGGUAAGUACAGGGGACCCCUUAUGUCCUCUAUCACUUCAAAAAUUAGCCUCCCCACAAAGUUGGUGUUUUCAAUUAGAGUACAAAACUCAGUAGAAACUAUGAAGGCUGCUUCCCAAGCUGGAGUUGCCAAGGGGCUGAGCCAAAAUGUCUUCCCUGGCCUCAGGAGCAGGACUGCUCCCUUACCCCUUGUGUCCCCUAAAACAUACAAUCUAAUGUCGGCAGUGGCAAUGCAGGAACAGUCAGAUGGUUACUUGGGAACUAGUGAGGGACCACUAACGUGCCAAAGGAUGACUUCAGGGCUCAGCAGCAUCGCACCAGACUGGGAUGAUGAUUAAAACAAACAAAACUAAACCAAAUAGGAGUAAAUGUAAAGUUUUGAACCUAUUUUUGAAAAUUCAUCUGCACAUUUCUA